AUGGAGCUCUUGAGGGUGUUGAAUCGGAUCUGGAGCCUGGAAGAACACCAUGCAUCGAACCUCGCCAUGAUUAAAUCUCUGAAACUGGAGUUAGAGCUGGCCAAGGCGCAGAUCGAAGAUCUGUCGCUGGAGAGGAACGAGGAGCAGGAGAUGGUCAGGGCCACCGUCCGUUCUGCGAGGGGGGAGCUCCAAGGCGAGCGGAGGAUGAGGCGGCGUUCGGAGAGCCUGCAGCGGAAGGUAGCCAGAGAAUUGUCGGAACUGAAGGAGUCGUUCUUGAGGGCCCUGGAAGACCUAGAGAGAGAAAGGAAGGCCCGGGACCUGUUGGAGAGCCUCUGCGACGAGUUUGCAGAGGGCGUCAGACGAUAUGAAGAGGAGAUGAGAGAAUGGAGACAGAAAUCCUGCGGAGGGUGCGGCCAUGGACGGGACCGCCCGGUGCUUCACAUCGCCGAAGAAUGGCUGGCCGAGCGGCUCCAGAUGAAGCUCGCCGGAGCCCGGGGCGAUCUCCGGGAGAAGAAUGCGAUUCUAGGGAGGCUAACCUCUGAGAUCGAGUCGUUUGUCCAGAGCAGAUGGAGGAACAGCUCUCACCGUGAGGUUCUUCAUGCCGAUCUCUCCGUAGACGGCUUCUUCCGCCGCCAACCUCUGGAGUCGGCUCAACCCCGAGGUCCCGGAGACGACGAUGACGAUGGAUCAGUCUCCGGCGACUCGCACUGUUUCGAGUUCAGCAUAGGAGAAACCGGCGCCGGCAUCCUCGUAGAGAAGAAACCCGAGUUGAGAAGAUCUGAUCCACCGAAGAGAGAGGCGGAUCCUAUCGGCAGAUUCAGCCGUCUCUCGGCAGAUCCCUCCGGCUCUCGACCUCAGAUCUGCCGACGAUCGGUGGAAUUCCCUCUGCAUCGCCGUUCUCAGACGGCCGGUGGGGAGGAUCCUACCGAAGUCUCCGAGUGCUCAACUGAAUUCCCGAGAGGCUCCUUGAAGGAGAAUACAUUGAAGGCGAAGCUUCUUGAGGCGAGGAUGGCGGCGAAGUACGCUCGCCUGAGAACCUCCUGA
Molecule: messenger RNA, 1044 nt
Organism: Spirodela intermedia
Lineage: Eukaryota; Viridiplantae; Streptophyta; Magnoliopsida; Alismatales; Araceae
Source: the annotation of a GenBank genome assembly